Notothenia coriiceps (black rockcod) is the source of this 2491-nucleotide messenger RNA. RefSeq names its product phospholipase D family member 5 (gene pld5). The coding region runs from base 1 to 1455 and encodes 484 amino acids. The record is from RefSeq and is a predicted model, not a curated record. The transcript is spliced from 10 exons. Gene Ontology annotation, molecular function: catalytic activity. NCBI's taxonomy places the organism in Eukaryota, Metazoa, Chordata, Actinopteri, Perciformes, Nototheniidae.
AUGAAUCACCUGUCCACUACAGUGGACACCCAGCAGAAGUGCAUUGCCAUCUUUGCUCUUCUUUGCUGCUUUGCUGUGCUGGCGGUGCUAAUCUUCUCAUCGGUGGACAUUUGGGGGGACGAUGAGGACGGGAUCACAGAGGAAAACUGCAGCCGUGACUGCCAAAUCGUGCUUGUGGAGAAUAUUCCAGACGACCUUUCUCUCCCCUUGGAUGGCAGACCCCACCUCCCUCUCUCUCUUGUCUUUAAUACUUUGUUGGACCAGGCGAAGCACUCAGUUGAGGUGGUGUCUCCGGUCUGGGCCUUAAACCCCUGGGACCUGGAAACAACGCCAAGCAAUGCCAAACAGGGUCAGCUGUUGUUCCAGAGACUGCUCAGCCUGAAAUCUCGUGGGGUAAAACUGAAGAUUGCCAGCAGUCUGACUAACUCUGCUGAACUGAAGACCUUGGCAGCACACAAUGCAGAGAUUCAUUUUGUGAACAUGACAGCUUUUACCAGAGGAGGACUCCAUUCCUCAUUCUGGGUAGUGGAUCGGAAGCACAUUUACAUCGGGAGCGCCGAUAUGGAUUGGAGGUCACUCUCCAAGAGGAAAGAACUGGGGGUGGUGGUGUAUAACUGCAGCUGUCUGGCUCUGGACCUCCACCGAGUCUUUUCCUUUUACUGGCAGCUUCAUGAGAGGGACUACAUCCCCUCCAUCUGGUCGAAGAGAGUUACAGCCAUCUACGGGAGGCAUGACGCCCUGGAGCUACAACUCAACGCCACCGAGGCUGCUGCUUAUGUGUCUACCUCGCCUGAACUCUUCUGCGCUAGAGAUCGCACCAGAGAUGUAGAUGCCAUCCAUCAAGUCAUCCAAAAUGCAAAGACGUUUAUCUUCAUAUCUGUGACGGACUACCUCCCUCUCGUGAGCAGGAGUUUCAGAGGAACCUCAGUCACAAGGUACUGGUCAGCUAUUGAUGAGGUCAUCAGAGAAGCCGUGGUACUAAGAGGAGUCAGAGUUCGUCUGCUGAUAAGCUUCUGGAAGAAGACUCAUCCUCUCACCUUUAACUUUGUCUCUUCCCUUAAGUCGCUAUGCAUGCAGAUGCCAAACUGUUCAAUAGAGGUGCGUUUUUUUAGCAACAAGGAGCAAGAGGAGGAUAUUCAACAUGGACUCAACCACAACAAAUACAUGGUGACAGACAAUGCUGUAUACAUUGGUAACCAUGACUGGGUUGGGAGUGACCUCGCCAUUAACACAGGAGUUGGGCUGGUUAUCAAGAUGAAAAAUAGUCUCGAAGACAGAGGAGCGACAAUCCUAGAACAACUCAAGGCUGCUUUUGAGAGAGACUGGAAGUCCCGGUAUGCUAAAAACCUACUAGGAAACAAAGACCAACAGGGCAAAUACAGAAACCUGAAACAAGGGAAAAUGCAUAUGGAGUCUAAGGAGGAAAACAAGUGGAACAACCCUUUAACUUUAUAAGCACAGAAUGUAUUUCUAUAAUCCUUAUAAGUCUAAUAAGGCUGAAUACUCUGAAAACGUAUACACAAUUAGAGAAAGUGAGUUGCACUCUUAGACUUGAUUUUAGUUUACAAUUAGGAAAAUACUGAGAGGCAACUAUAAAACUAAAUCUGAUAAUAAAUUGAUAAUAUUUGUUUUCUCUCCUUUGUUAAUGGCAUUUUAUCUGCAAAUUGUUUCUUGUAAUACUAAUUUUAGCCACAAGAGGCCAAUGUGCACCACUAGCCCAUGUUUCAAAUAUGUCUAAAAUAAUUGAUAGCAUUCAAUUUUAUCCAAAACAUAUGCACAAGGAAAAUAUAAUAUGUUUUGAUUUGCCUACACACAAUAUAUGUGCCUUGAGUUUAGAGUGCAAAGAGAAAAUAAUAAUCAUCAGGAAAAUAAUGUAUGCUUUUCCAGAUGAAGAGGAAACAAAACUUCACCUGAUCAACAUUUGUUUACCUGAAAAUAAAAUCUUCAUAUGAUGUUUUUGCCUCCUACCACAAACGAUAUUGAAAAGAAUACAUUUUGAAUUGAAAAAUGCACACUAGGUUUUUGUUUUUAUCAUACGCCUCUCAGGGUUUUCGUAGUCCCUAUGACAAUGUGGAGGUUAUAAUUAGACUCACUACUAGUUACAGAAAUAAUAAUAUCUACUUAAUCAAAAGUUGACUGUUAUAUGAGCAUGACAUGCUGCAUGGGUAUUGAAAGCAAUAUUUCAAAUUCAAAAUAUUUACUAGUACACACAAUAUGCUGAUUAUAACAUCAAUAUGCUCAAUGUUAAACAUAUUUACAAAUACAAAAACACAUCCAAUAAACCUCAUCAAAACAAAUCACAUUUAGUAUUUAAUGAUGAUUCAUUAUUUUUUGUCAACCAUUUUUAUUUGUUUUUUAUAAACUUUUUUAUAAUUGAAUGCUGUAUUACCAUCAAUUGUAGAAAAGGCAGUAUCUUGAAUGUAUAUGCAGUAGAUUUACAGCGGUGGCUAAAGCUGUUAAUCAUUUCAUUGAUUAUAAUCAUCUGACCUAA